Marchantia polymorpha subsp. ruderalis is the source of this 1157-nucleotide messenger RNA. The record is from the annotation of a GenBank genome assembly. NCBI's taxonomy places the organism in Eukaryota, Viridiplantae, Streptophyta, Marchantiopsida, Marchantiales, Marchantiaceae.
CUCCAUUCGAUUCCUUUCUAUUCUAUUCCAUUCCAUUCCAUCCAGUUCAUUUUCCAUUAGUUUAAAUCACCCUUAUCGAGAAAAGUCCAAAAAAUUACGGUCAGAAGGUGGAAUGUUCUGGUGUUUGAAAAUUGCAUUACAUGGUCAUGAUAGAAGGCCGCAUCGGAGGAACAAGUCCUGCUCAUAGGGAUUGUGCCUAUUCCGAAGGAAAAUCGUCGACAAGUUGUCAACAUGAACGCUUCCAGAUUCAUCUGGCAGUCUCAAGGCCAGGAGGGACAGGGAUCGGGCUGCAAGGAGGACGGAGGAAGUGUGCUGGAGCGGAUCCGGUGCCCUUAGGGUGCGGGGUUUCUUCUUAUCUUGAUCAUCAGAUUCAUCUUGAAAUUCGUUCCCAAAUCUCCAGCAAUCAAACUUUGGCAUGUGACGGGAUCGUCGACGCGCUGACCACACUGAUGACAUCACAAAUCCUCGACGCAUGACCAGUGCCCCAUCCUUGGACGACGACCGGGUCUCUCCCCCGGCUUAAAAAAUAUGAUUCCCCCUCCCCCCGCUCCAGUGAGCGCCAUGUAUUUCCAAAUUCUCCCCUCGAUGCACCUCCAAUGCUCCUGAGAAUCUUCAGUGCGAGCAGCAGCAGCACCUGCAGCAGUAGCAGCAGCAGCAACCAGGCAGGAUUGCAUGUACAAAUUCCUUGACUGCAGUAGCCAGCCAGCUACAUCAUGCCUCCAACGAGUCUACCUUGCCACUGCCACUCCGCGACCCCAGCCUCGCUCGGUCUUCCACGAGUCGCAGGCUCCGUCACAACGACCCAGAAUUCACGAAAUAGCAAUCCAUUGGCCACUUUUGCAAAUCGCUUUGGCCAUAACUGAUGAAGGGGCGGGGCGGGCCACAAUGCCCAGCCCAGCUCCGCCCACCAUGAAUUGCGCCUUUGUCACGGUCUUGGGAAACUAGCUGGCUACUGGACGUCCAGGGGGAUGCCAUUGGCCUGGGCAUGGAGCGCAGCUGGGCAGGCCAGGGCAGAGGAACGAGUGAAGCAGCGAUGGGGUGGGGGAUUCUCUUUAUGAUUGAGAAAAGGGUCCGGAAUCCGGGAGCCUCGAGGCAUGACUCGGAAAGGGGAGGCAAACGACGCCCUCUGUGGAUAUGGAGCUGGGAGUAAUGAAUCU